GCAACACCGAAUUACGUUUGUCAAAAAAGGCAUCGACAGCUGCUGUACUGUACGUGUUUUUGUGUUGAAAAAUUCGCAAAAAUGGCAGUCUGAUGCCAAUGUUUUCAUGAAAUAUAAAUGUGAAAUACGACAUUAAGAUGUCGAGCCGCCGUUCUAUACUCGGGUCGGCGCUGGACGCGCUCCCGGCGCCGACGGAUCCUCUGCGUGAGUUGUUCGAGGCUUGCAAAAUCGGUGAUGCAGCGAGGGUGAAAAAGUUAAUUACUCCCCAAACAGUGAAUGCCAGGGACACGGCCGGCCGUAAAUCCACACCUCUACACUUCGCUGCAGGCUAUGGACGCAGGGAAGUUGUGGAGAUCCUCAUAGCUGCCGGCGCAGCUCUUCAGGCGAGAGACGACGGUGGUCUGCAGCCCCUACACAACGCCUGCUCGUUCGGACACGCUGAUGUCGUGCGAGCACUACUGUCCGCAGGAGCUGCGCCCACGGCGCGUGACAACUGGGGAUACACACCUCUCCACGAGGCAGCUGCAAAGGGCAAAGUUGAUGUUUGCAUUGCUUUACUCCAACAUGGCGCCGAUCCGAAUAUCAGAAAUACAGAAGGCAAGACGCCACUCGACCUGGCCGACCCCGCCACCAGACCCGUUUUGACAGGCGAGUACUGUGCGGCGGAGGUGCUGGAGGCGGCGCGGUCGGGCGCGGACGAGCGGCUGGCGGCGCUGCUGACGCCGCUGAACGUGAACGUGCACGCGGCGGACGGGCGCCGCUCCACGCCGCUGCACCUCGCCGCCGGCUACAACCGCGCCCGCGCCGUGCGCCUGCUGCUGCAGCGCGGCGCCGACGUGCACGCCAAGGACAAGGGUGGUCUGGUGCCGCUGCACAACGCGUGCUCGUAUGGUCACUACGAGGUGACGGAGUUGUUGGUGCGCGCGGGCGCCGACGUCAACGCGACCGACCUGUGGGCCUUCACGCCGCUGCACGAGGCCGCCAGCAAGGCGAGGCUCGAGGUGUGUUCUUUGUUGCUGAGCGAAGGCGCCGACCCCACACUCCUUAACUGUCACGGGAAAUCAGCCCUUGACGUCGCACCCACCAGAGAAUUACAAGAGAGGCUAGCUUUUGAAUACCGCGGACAUUGCCUACUGGAGGCUUGUCGUUUAGCGGAGCCCGCGAGGGUCAAGAAACAACUGUCUUCUGGCACCUCACAGCAUCAGCACCAGAGUUCGACGGCUUCCACGAGCGGCAGCACCCACUCCCUUCCAGGAGAGUGCACGAUAGAAGCGCUCGUGAACUUCCAGCACCUGACCACGGGAGACCGGCCGCUGCACUGCGCCGCGGCCAGCGUCUACCCCAAGCGAAAACAGGUGAUGGAAAUGCUGAUCAGGAAGGGCGGGCGCGUGAACGAGAAGAAUAAGGAGGGCCAGACACCGCUGCAUGUCGCCACGGAGCAUGCGCAUCUAGACGCCAUGGACCUGCUGCUCAGACACGGCGCGAAGGUGAACGCGUGCGACGGGCGCGGCGAGAGCGCGCUGUGCGUGGCGGCGCGCCGCGACUCCGCCGCCGCCUGCCGCCUGCUGCUCGCCUGCGGCGCCGACACGCGCGCCGACCCGCCCGCGCCCGACCCCGACGACGCGUGCACGAACGCGGCGGCGGUGCGGCUGCUGGAGGCGGCGCGCACGGGCGACGUGGAGACCGCGCGCGCCAUCCUCGACGCGCGCCCGCGCCUCGUCAACUGCAGGGACGUGGACGGCAGGCACUCCACGCCGCUGCACUUCGCCGCCGGAUAUAACAGACUGCCUUUAGCACAGCUGUUGUUACAAAGAGGCGCAGAUGUUCACGCCAAGGAUAAAGGAGGUCUGGUGCCGCUGCACAACGCGUGCUCGUACGGGCACUACGAGGUGACGGAGCUGCUGGUGUCGGCCGGCGCGGGCGUCAACGCGGCCGACCUGUGGCGGUUCACGCCGCUGCACGAGGCCGCCGCCAAAGGCAAGGCCGACAUCGUCCGGUUACUGCUCAAACACGGCGCGGACCCGACGCGGCGCAACCGCGACGGCCUCACGCCGCUGCAGCUCGUGCGCGCCGGCGACUGCGACACCGCCGACGCGCUGCGGGGCGACGCCGCGCUCCUCGACGCCGCCAAGCGCGGCGACCUCGCCAGGGCCAGGAAAUUAAUAACGCCACAAAACGUGAACUGUCGAGACGCGCACGGCAGGAAUUCCACUCCUUUACAUCUUGCUGCGGGGUACAACAACCUGGAGGUGGCGGAGGCGCUGCUGGAGGCGGGCGCGGCGGUGUCGGCGCGCGACAAGGGCGGGCUCGUGCCGCUGCACAACGCCGCCUCCUACGGACACCUGGAGCUGGCCGCGCUGCUGCUGCGCGCCGGCACGCCGCCCAACGCCGCCGACCGCUGGGGCUUCACGCCGCUGCACGAGGCCGCACACAAGGCGCGCACGCAGCUCUGCGCGCUGCUCCUGGCGCACGGCGCGGACCCGUUCCUGAAGAACCAGGAGGGGCAGACGGCGCUGGAGCUGGCGGGCGCGGAGGACGUGCGCUCGCUGCUGCAGGACGCCAUGACGGCGGCGGCGGCGGACGCGCCGGCGCUCGGGCCCGCGCCCGCCGCGCCCGCGCCGCCGCCGCUGCCGCCGCCGCACCACCCCGUGCUCAUGCCCAGCGGCGACACCGUGCAGCUCGCGCUCCCGGUACUACCCAGUAACUAUUGGGCCGAAGGUUCUAGAGGGAGCUUAGAAGAGGCCGCUGGCAGACCGGCCUCAGCUUUGUCCACGUCGGAGUCACUUCAAACGUUCCUUUCCAGCAUCGGCCUGGAGCAGCUGACGUCGGUGCUGGAGCGCGAGCAGAUCACUGUGGACAUCCUGUGCGAGAUGUCGCACGAGGACCUGCGCGCCGUGGGCGUGGCCGCCUACGGACACCGACACCGCCUGCUCAAGGCGGCACGGCGAACUACACACGCCGCUAACGAGUGGUACGGCGGCACGACGCUGGUGGAGGUGUGCCCGGCGGAGGCGGAGUGCGCGGAGGGCGGGUGCGGCGCGGAGGGCGCGGGCGGCGCGGGGGGCGCGGGCGCGAGCGAGUACGCCGUGCUCGAGCGCGAGAUGCAGGCCUCCGUGCGCGCGCACCGCGACCACGCCGGCGGACACUUCACGCACUACAACGUCGUCAGGAUACAGAAGAUAGUGAACGGGCGCCUGUGGGAGCGGUACCAGCACCGGCGGCGCGAGGUGGCGGAGGAGGCGGGCUGCGCCAACGAGCGCAUGCUCUUCCACGGCUCGCCCUUCAUCAACGCGAUCGUGCAGAAGGGAUUCGACGAACGACACGCUUACAUAGGCGGGAUGUUUGGUGCGGGCAUAUACUUCGCGGAGCACUCGUCCAAGAGCAACCAGUACGUGUACGGGUUCGGCGGCGGCUCCGGCUGUCCGGCGCACAAAGACAGGAGCUGCUACCUUUGUCACAGGCAGAUGCUGUUGUGUCGCGUGGCCCUGGGGCGCGCGUUCCAGCUGGCGAGCGCGCUGAAGAUGGCGCACGCGCCGCCCGGACACCACUCGGUGGCGGGCCGGCCCAGCCAGGGCGGCCUCUGCUUCCCCGAGUACGUUGUGUACCGCGGCGAACAGGCCUACCCAGAAUACCUGAUCACGUACCAGAUAGUGAGCGGAGAGACGAAUGCAGGCGCCGUGUGAAGUGAGUCGCGCGCAUGUCUCGGCGCCUCUCGCUCGCGCACGCGCACGCGCAUGCGCCCGCACCCGCGCCCGCACCCAUGCAUGCGGCGAGUGCACAGCCCGCUCCGCCGAGUGUACACCUGCGUCAUCGCCGCGCUGCACGUCGCACGCCGCGGCCCGAGCCUGCUCGGCAGGAUGUUCAGCAGCGCGGGCCAGAGCUCGCCAUGAUAGUGCUCCAAGUUAACUGAACAACCGCUGUAUUACAACAUAUGGAAAUUACGCCCGAGAGCUAUGAUAACAAAGUUGUAACCUGUGACGUGAGGCUAUAGCAAUCCACUCUUUCUGCUUCUUGAAAGGAGGGAUGCCAAAGGACUGAAUGAAUUAUACUAUCGCUAAGGGGAGAGGGCGCUACAAUUAAGUUAAUAAAUGGUGACAUAAGCUUCCAUUCGACCACCGACCCUCAGGCCAGCGUGGAAGACGAUGGCCCAAAACUGAUAACAUAUGCGAAGAUUUGCACAGUACGUCACGUUACGUGUAUUGUGUGCUUUAAAUGAAUAGGAUCGGUGGUAUAUCUGAUAGCCUAUAUUUAUCAACUUAUCAAAUUGUGUAAGCCCGCGUUGUCCGUUCGAAUGAGCCGCGUGACGUGUGCGAUUGCGAUGUGUUGUGUAAUGUUGGCGCUCAGCGCGGUGUGACUCGGCGGAGCUCGGAACUAUUAUUGACUUCAUAGUGUAUUGUAUGGACUUCAAUUAAAUUAUACUAUUUUACAGAA
Molecule: messenger RNA, 4431 nt
Organism: Manduca sexta (tobacco hornworm)
Lineage: Eukaryota; Metazoa; Arthropoda; Insecta; Lepidoptera; Sphingidae
Gene: Tnks
Product: poly [ADP-ribose] polymerase tankyrase
Exons: 25
Coding region: 138-3683 (1181 amino acids)
Molecular function (GO): NAD+ poly-ADP-ribosyltransferase activity; protein binding
Source: RefSeq, a predicted model, not a curated record